AUUAUAACCUUAACAAACGAAUGUUGAAUUGUUGAACCUGAAGACGAAAUUCAGAGUUCAGAGAAUUCUAUUUAUACAUAUUCCUAAGCUUUGAAUAUGACAAUGAAUAAAUUUUUCAAGAGUAAAUCAAAAAAAGAAUUAAAAAUUGAAUCAAAAAAAAGUUUAGAAGUUGAGAAAAAUAAGAGACAAAAAACCGAAAUGAUGGGCUCAGCAAUAGAAAAGUUAGCUUCAAACUUUCAUGGAGUAGUCAAUAAGGAUAUUAAUAACGACAACACUGGAGUAGAUGGAAAAAAUCAUGGAUCAUUGCAGCCAUCAACGCCAGGUACAAUAGAGAGACCCAAGAAAAUUCAUAAAGAAAAAAACCAAGUCGAUAAUAGAGAAACAUUUAAAAGAGUUGAAAUAAAAGAAACAUUAAUUACAAAACAAAGUAAAUUUUUAAUAAAAAAAGGGCCUGAUGAUAAAAUUGUAGUUGCUCGACAAACUCAAACUACUGAACAAUCAACAAAGUUUACAAAAAAUUAUUUAAAUGGUGAUCCACUAGAUGUUGAAGUCUCCAGUACGACUCAGGAUGAUCAAUUAACUCUAAUAAAUGUAUCAAAUAAUUUGGAUAAAGUUUCUAAUGAUUCCAAUGAUAAUUUGAGUUUAAAUAAUGAUUUAAAAACUUACAAAAAUGCACAAAAAGUAAUUGGUUUAAAUGAUACAAGUGAGUCCGACUCAACGAUACUAUUGAUGCCGUGUAAUUUAAAAAAGAAGAAGAAAAAUAGAAAUAGUAAAAAUAGUUUGUCAAAAAAUAAAAAACUUGCAUUGAAUAAUAAGAAGGUAAAUUCACUAGAAAAUAAAGAGUCAGAAAUUAUUAAAAGCGUGGAUCCAUUGUCUGACUCAGACCAAAAAAAUAAUUCUGAGCUUUCAAAAGAAAAUUUAUUGGAUAAAAAAAUGGACUGUAAAAUUCAGGGUAAAGAUGUGGCUGAUUCUGAUUCGACUUUAUCAUCAACUCCUAUUGAGUCUCAAAAUAUUACAAGGAUUGAUUCAGUUAAUGACUCUGAUUCAACUGUAUUUUUAACCCCCGUCGAGCAAAAUAAGAGUGUUGUAAAUGAGACACAUGAAGUCGAUUCAGAUUCAACUAUUUUUUUAACGCCAUCUAAUAAACCCAAAAAUCGCAAGAAAAUAAUGAAAGCUUCUGAUGAAUCGUCUGAAGAACCACCGAAAAAAAAAUCUAAAAAUAUUCAUACUUGUGAAAAGGUGAAUCAAUUGAAUGAAUCAAUUUAUAAAGUUCCAGCGAAAUUUUCAUCUAAAGAAUUGAAAGAAAAGUUUAUUAAGAUAGUUAGAGAGGAGAAAUUGAAAAAGAAAAUUGUAGCUAUUUUUAAGCAUGAAGGACCAGCUCAAACGGAAACGAAAACUUUACCUGCUUCAUCUCAAGAGCUGAAAGAUAAACUUGAUAAAAUUCUUGGAGAUGAAGGAUUAGUUGAUAAUAAUAAAGAGCCUAAAAUUGAUGAGCUUAGAGAAAAACUUAGUGAGAUGUUUGGAAAUGAUAUAUUGAAGAGUCAAAUAGAACCUCCACCUGCGCUUUCUAAUGAAGAAGUUCUUAAUAUUUUAAAACCUAAGCAAUAUGUUAAUACUGCUGUCGAUACUUCUUUAAGUGAAAGAGUUGAUUUAGUUGUGAAUAAAAAAGAAAAUUUACGGGUUUAUAAAUCCAAGGCAGAGAAGAAGAAAAGUUUGAAGAUAAAUGGAGAAAAAUUAUUUAAAAAAAUCAUACAAGAAAGUAAUGUUAAGAAUUCAAAAGUUGGUGAAGAAAAAGAAGAAAUGGGAGGUGAAGAAUUGGAAGAUACGUCAAAGUUAUUAGAUGAAAGUUUAUCUUUGAAUAAAAAAGAAAAUUUAUUUAUUAACAAACCCAAGACAGAGAAGAAGAAAAAUUCGAAGAUAAAUGGAGAAAAAUCAUCAAAAAAACAAGAUGAAAGUAAUGUUAAAAAGUCAAAAAUUGGUGAAGAAAACGAAGAAAUGGAAGAUGAAUUAGAAGAUACGUUGAAAUUAGAUGAAAGUUUAUCUUUGAAUAAAAAAGAAAAUGCAUUUAUUAAUAAACCCAAGGCAGCAGAGAAGAAAAAUUCAAAAAUAAAUAAAGAAAAAUCAUCAAGAAAGCGAGAUGAAAGUAAUGUUAAAAAGUCAAAAGUUGGUGAAGAAAAAGAAGAAAUGGAACAUGAAGAAUUGGAAGAUACGUCAAAGUUAUUAGAUGAAAGUUUAUCUUUGAAUAAAAAAGAAAAUUUAUUUAUUAACAAAUCCAAGUCAGCCGAGAAGAAGAAAAGUUUGAAGAUUAAUGGAGAAAAAUCUUCAAGAAAAAUUAUACAAGAUGAAAGUAAUGCCAAGAAUUCAAAAGUUGUUGAAGAAAAAGAAGAAAUGGAACGUGAAGAAUUGGAAGAUACCUUGAAGUUCUUAAAUGAAAGUAAUGAUAGUCAAAGCCGAGUACUAGAAGAGACAUUGAAGUUGCCUGAAAUUCCAGAGCUAGUUAGUUAUAAGAUGGUGGAAGUCGGGGAUUUGAAUCAUCAAAGCUACAACGAAGAAUCAGAUGAUGGGACGGAUUCAUCAUUUGGAAAGUUGGUAAUCGAUGAAUCUCCUAAUGAAACCACUGAAUUGCUGGACACUUCAAAUCUUAAUGAGAUUGAUUUUGAAAAGGAUUCAAUUGAUAAUGAAAAAGAUCCUCUGUAUGUUGAUAAUAGUGAUCAUCCGCUUGCGAUCUGUGUUCUUGAAGAUGAAAAUCAUUCUGAUGUUGCUCAUUCUGAACAACAACAUGUGAAUUCGUUGAAAGAAAAUAAUGAAUCAGAUUCUCGCGGGAGAUUGACUGAGACUCUAGUAGAUAUUUCUGAUAUUAGCGUGAAGAACUUUGAUAAAACUCGAGAAUUAUUAGUAGUAGUUGAGAGAGUUGAUGUUGAUAAAUUUAAAAGAAAAAAAUCUGUACAAGUGACUGAUAGCUUGAAGACUAGAUCAAGUUUAAAAGAGAAGAUUAGUUUGGCAAAUUCUCAAGCUGAUCUAUUUGAUUUGUGUUUGAAAAGAGAAUUGAAAGUAGAGUUAGAGAGAUUGCCUUUGAAAAUAAAUCAAAAUACUUUGAAAAAUAAAAAUAAAAUUAAUCUUACUGAGCCAAAAAAUAAAAUUGUUCGUAAAUUUAAUAAUUCACGUAAAAGAACUAAUAAGAUAAUUAAACAUAAAACUGUUAGGCAGAAUCAGAUACUUUUAAAAGAAGUUCGAAUUAUUUUAACUCCAAUUAAAUUGAACAAUGAUCAAAAUCUGAAAAAUAAGCAAACUAUUAAUGAAACUUUGAAUUCAUCUGCUGUUGAUAAAAAACUUACCAAAAAAACUAGAGAAAGCCAAAAUAAAAACAAAGCAAUGAUCCCUGUUUCAAAAUCAACUCGAAAACGUUUAGAAAAUUUAAAUUCUACAAAAGAAAUCAAGAAAAUUUCAAGGGUGAAAUCAAGCUCGAAAGUUGUAAAAAAUGCUUCAAAUAAUUUGACAAGGAACAGAAAAUUAAAAUCAAAUUUAAAAGCUAUCAAAACUAAAUCUAACUCAUCUAAUUUAAGUCAACAUCAAAAUUUGAAAGUUACUUUAGAAAGAAUUUCUACAGCUGAUUUAGUAAAGUGGCGCAAGAAGAAUUCGACACGUUCAAAAGUCACUCAACGAAGUAAAGUAUCAUCACAAUAGCAUGUAUCUUAAAGUAUGAAAAUAAAGUUAGCCGAGAUUAAAAAAUUUUUAGAAUUUUUUUUUAUUGAAAAAAUGAUUGUAAA
Cotesia glomerata is the source of this 3767-nucleotide messenger RNA. RefSeq lists its product as uncharacterized. Lineage: Eukaryota; Metazoa; Arthropoda; Insecta; Hymenoptera; Braconidae. The record is from RefSeq and is a predicted model, not a curated record. Bases 97 to 3684 code for a protein of 1195 amino acids. The transcript has 4 exons.